Messenger RNA from Ctenocephalides felis (cat flea), 3355 nucleotides. RefSeq names its product unconventional myosin-IXb (gene dachs). Gene Ontology annotation, molecular function: ATP binding; actin filament binding; cytoskeletal motor activity. The coding region runs from base 47 to 3355 and encodes 1102 amino acids. The transcript has 9 exons. Gene Ontology annotation, biological process: actin filament organization; vesicle transport along actin filament. The record is from RefSeq and is a predicted model, not a curated record. Gene Ontology annotation, cellular component: vesicle; actin cytoskeleton; myosin complex. Lineage: Eukaryota; Metazoa; Arthropoda; Insecta; Siphonaptera; Pulicidae.
CCCAGCAUAGUCGAAGAUCUGUGUUUGAUGAUUUACGACUUUGAACAUGGCCACCUUAGGGCUAUCCAAAGUAUUCAUACUCGAUAAGUAUUUUACUGAGUUGCAGAAGUUUUGGGAAACCGAGAAAAAGCUUCAAGAUGCAAGCUCCUCUAAUGAGGCAGUCCAUUUGCAGCAGCGGCUACGAAGCCUUAGCACUGAACUUGUUACUUUACGCAACCGACUACACGUUGGUAAUCCCGGCGCUGUGAGCUGCAAAGAUGAUUUAUCAAUGUCUCGCGCAACAACAGCUGGAACUGAUUGUAAAGUAACUGAUACUUCAGCCUGCACGACACAGACCAAAAUCUCCCACAAUGUUAUCGGCGCCCAGGUUAUAGCACCACCAAGUCUUCCUCAUUCACAACGAUCCGUUGCUGUGCAGAAACUGAGCUCUCAUGAUGGAUCAAAAGGCAAAGAACCAAACAAUAAACAAACAUCACCUGCAUGCAAUACUACGUCAAAAUUUAACAAUAAUACUUCAGGCAUGGUGGAACAAGAUGGCAAUAAAACAGGAUCUUCAUAUGAUUUAGAAGAUCUUAUACGUCUGCCUGGACCACUGACAGAAGACGCUGUUAUGAAAUCAUUACAAACACGCUUUGUAAACAAAAAAUGUUAUACUAACAUCGGUCCUAUUUUGGUGGCAGUGAACUCAUAUAAUGACGUAGGCAAUUGUUUAACGCUGACCAGUACCAGAAAUGUGCAUCUCGCGCCACAACUUCGACGGGUGGUGCAAGAAGCAGUGCGACAGCAAAGCGAAACUGGAUACCCGCAGGCCAUUAUUCUGUCUGGUACAUCUGGAUCGGGCAAGACUUAUACGAGUAUGCUGUUAUUGCGACAACUUUUUGAAAUAGCUGGCGGAGGUCCGGAGACUGAUGCUUUCAAGCACCUCGCUGCAGCUUUUACAGUUCUUCGAUCUUUAGGCUCUGCUAAAACUACCACAAAUUCUGAAUCCAGCCGCAUAGGACAAUUCAUUGAAGUUCAAGUAACAGAUGGUGCUUUAUACCGAACCAAGAUUCACUGUUACUUUUUGGACCAAACUCGAGUUAUUCGAUCAUUGCCACAAGAAAAAAACUAUCAUAUAUUUUAUCAAAUGCUGGCUGGGCUUUCUAGAGAGGAGCGUAUUCGAUUCAAUUUGGAUGGAUAUAACCCAACAAAUUUACGUUAUCUACAGGCCUUCGAUACGCAUCAAAAUCAAAAAGAAGAUUCUGAAAGGUUUCAAGCUUGGAAGGCUUGUCUGAGUGUCCUCGGAAUACCGUUUUUAGAUGUGGUGAGAGUUCUUUCGGCAGUGCUGCUCUUGGGAAAUGUAAUAUUUGUGGAUGGUAAAUCUUUAGAAGUAUCGGUUAAAGGCGAAACUGAACUCAAUUCAGUAGCGAACUUGUUAGGCGUUCCGGGACCAUCACUUUUUCGAGGCCUUACAUCUAGAACGCAUAAUGCCCGUGGGCAACUUAUAAAAUCUGUUUGUGAUGCAAACAUGUCUAAUAUGACAAAAGAUUCUUUGGCUAAAGCUUUAUAUUGUCGCACCGUAGCAACUAUUGUGAGACGUGCAAACAGUCUAAAACGAUUAGGAUCAACGUUGGGAACUUUGAGUUCAGAUUCAAAUGAAAGUGUACAUAAUCAAGCUGAGGUCACAAGUCAGCAUGCUAGCACUGUAGGUGGAAACUCUGGUUCAAAAUCUAUGGUAGCCCUCAAUAACGCUGUUCGUCAUGCUACGGAUGGAUUUAUUGGUAUUCUUGAUAUGUUUGGAUUUGAAGAACCAAAAUCAAGUCAAUUGGAACAUUUAUGUAUAAACCUUUGUGCUGAAACCAUGCAGCAUUUUUAUAAUACUCAUAUAUUUAAAAGUAGUGUCGAAUCUUGUAGGGAUGAAAAUAUACAAUGUGAUAUUGAAGUUGAUUAUGUAGAUAAUGUGCCAUGCAUAGAUUUAAUUUCUUCGCUAAGAACAGGAUUAUUAAGUAUGCUGGAUGUGGAAUGUUCUAUAAGGGGAACAGCUGAAUCUUACAUUGCUAAGGUUAAAGUGCAGCAUAAGCAGAAUGAUAGAUUAUUCGAACCUAAACCAUUAGAGCCGCGUUUGUUCGGAAUACAACAUUUUGCUGGGAAAGUUAUUUAUGACGCUACAGAUUUUCUUGACAUUAAUAAAGAUGUAGUACCUGAUGAUCUUGUAGCUACUUUUCAUAAGCACACUUGUGACUUUGGUUUUGCAAGUCACCUCUUUGGCAGCGAACUGAAAGCGUUGUAUUCACUAGAUAUUGUUCCUCGGGGUAUAAGUUUCAGAAUAUCUCCUACAUCUCAUACUGACUUAUCAAAUGGUGAUGAACCGAUAUCUACAUUGACACAAGAUUUUCACACACGUCUGGAUAACUUACUGCGAACACUUGUGCACGCUAGGCCCCACUUUGUAAGGUGUAUUCGUAGUAAUGCUACUGAAGCAUCAUCCAAGUUUGAGAAAAGAUCUGUAAUGAAACAAAUUCGAUAUUUACAAGUGUUGGAAACUGUAAAUUUGAUGGCUAGUGGAUAUCCACAUCGAAUGAGAUUCAAAGCUUUUAUUUCGAGAUAUCGUUUACUUGCACCAUUCAAUGAAUUAUGCAGGGAAGAAGAUAAUGCCAUUGAUGAUUGCAAAUCGAUAAUGCGUUAUGCGAUAGACGCAAUUGAAAAGAAAGAGAAAAUUGUUUCAAUGGGGUGGGAUUUAGGAAAAAGACAUAUAUUUCUAAGUGAAGGAAUUAGACAAUAUUUAGAGAAUUUGAGAUCUAAAACAAGAAAUGAUAGUGCGACAAUGAUACAAUCUUUGUGGCGAGGUUGGAGAUUGAGAAGAAGGUGGAUAGCAUUGAAAAGAGAAAGGGAUGUUCACAUCACUAAUUCUAUAACCAAUGAACAUUCCAAGCCUAAAUCAUUGGUUGAACGUUCAGCUGGAUGUAUUGGCAAUACAGGAUCUGGUAGGCCAAGACCACAGCCGAUUGCUGGUACCCCUCCACCUGAUCCGGCAGACAAGUGCGACACUAAGGUUGUUCAACAGACGUGUACCUUAUUUGGACUCGACCUGGAGAGACCACCACCAGUACCACCAAGUCGGUCGUAUACUGUAGCCGGAAAUAGUAAAUUGGGUUACCCUCAAACACGAGUUAUGAAGAUGACUUUUCCGGAAGAGCUUGUCAGCAACAACAACAACUCUAAGGACUCUGCAAAUGUUGUCCUGCGCAAAGGUGACUCUGUCUUAGUUAUAGGCGCUUCACAUAGAAGAGGCCACCUAAUUGUAGAACAUAAUAACGUUACGUUACAUGUACCUUACCAGUUCAUGGAGCUUGUAAAAAAGAACUUCAUAUCUUGA